AGACUGGACACUCACAGAAGCAUAGUAGUGUUGAUCAAAGCCCACCAUAGGCAGACGGUUUGUUUACUUUGUAUUUGGGUCUAGAAGAAGCUCCUAAGUUAAAACUCUCGAAAUAGUGCGAAAAUUCUUGAAAGAUAAAACUCCACUGUGAGGUAUCCAUGUGAAGUUUACAGGUUUAAAAACUACUAACAGAGUAGUUGCUUAAACGAUGAAAGGUUAAAAAUAUUUCGUAAUAUCCUCCAACGUUUUAAUCCUGUUUUCAGGUAGCCACAAGCAUAUAAUUUAUUUUUCUGAUAUAUCCAGCUUAAAAACUCUAACCUUCACACAUUUCAGGCUUUUUUCAAACUUCUCAUGGAUAUUCGAGUGAAGUAUGACCAACAAUUCUUGUCGUAAAUCACUUAUUAGCGUAAAUAACGAACUUGUGAGAAAAAUUCUUGAAGAUAAGUUUACUUUGGCAACCACUUCAUUCUCCAAUGUUUAUCUUGGAGUUUGGGAGGGAAAGAACGUUGUAGUUAAAUUAUUUCAUGAGAAGCACAAGCCUCUAGCCCAAAAAGAAUUAUCACUUAUUGCGCAACUUGAACAUGAAAAUAUCAUACAUUUGAUUGGUGCCGGACCUUCACUUCCAUUGGAUUGUUCUUUCUUGAUCCUCGAGUAUGCCAAUUGUCAUUCAUUACAAAACGUUUUGUAUGACUUCUCUGGAGUUCAUUAUAACCUGGUUAAUACUUUGAAUUGGAUAUUGCAAAUUAGUCGGGCUUCAGACUAUUUACAUCGUUUAUGUUCCCCCUCAGUUAUACAUGCAGAUAUAAAACCUUCCAAUAUUUUAGGUUUUGAUAGACUGCGUUUAGUUAAAUUAGGUGAUUUUGGAUCAUCUAGAACUACUUUGUCUGACGAAACUUCUGUUUUUGGAACUCUGUGUUAUAUGGCCCCAGAACUAUGGACAGUUCGAAGUGGUGAAAAAUUACCGUACUCAGAAAAAUCUGAUGUCUACAGUUUAACGGUUACAUUUUGGGAAUUUCUAGCUCGUGAACCCCCAAAUAAAAUCCUGAAAAGACGUGAUGUAGCAGACAAGUUUUGGUCUUCUAUUACUCAGCGACCACCUACAUUAGCUGGGUGUCCUGAACUACUAAGCAUUAUUAUUGAGAGUGGUUGGGCUGUAAACCCCAUGAUUCGACCUACAAUGUUCCAACUGAGCAGAUGUUUGACUUCUAUAAUUGAACAAAUAUUUCCAGUAGAUAGCAUUAUCCAAGGUGUUGAUAUCCCUGAUGACUGUUUAAACUUUUUAAAGAAAUUGUAGCAUAAUGCACCUUAAAAGUGUAUAUAGUUUGAGACAAUGUUCCCUGUUUUCCUAAACUUCCAAGUACAUGUGAAAUAAUCUUACAGCAUCCGUUUGGUUAGCUGUUUAUCAUUCGUUGGAAGACUUUACUAACCGUACAGUUCUAUUCCAAUAUAUGUACUUUUAAUAUUCCGUAUUGUGUAAACUAUUUUUUAUUCCUAACCCAAGUUGAUUUUCUAUACUAUAAACUGGUUUAGGUCAGUUGUGUUUAGUUGAAAUACAGAUCAACUUACCAAGUGUUUCACCUGUAGAACCAUAACAAUUGCAGUUAUUUUAAGUGCCGUUAGUGAAUAUCUCGAAUUGUUUCACUAACAUUUAGCUAAACGCCUUCAUCCUCAUAGUUUUUAUUUCUCGUCCUUCAUGCUUUUAAGUACUACCCACUUGGAGAUUUAUUUGGUUACGAAUACUUACCUUCCUGGGUAUAUAAACUAUACCGCAUUUACGCUAUUCCAACAUGUUUCAAUUAAACCUUACUAAACUUGUUUAUAUCUAUUAUCAUUGUCCGAUUACGAGGAAAUUUAUAUCCUGACUAGAUUUUCGCCACAUUGUAAAGUUCUUGUAGUUCAGCGUGAACAUACUUUUAGUCAUUUAAUUUGAAGAUUUAAUAUGACGAACUAAUAGUGUGUAAUCAAACUGAGUUACAUUAUCCUAGUUUUCGACACCUUUCAGCAGGAGAGAGAACCACAAAAUAAAAGAAAGCUUACUUCAUUGUGAAUAAUUUACACUAUCCCUCUCUAAAAUUCGAAAACCGCCUCCUAUCAUUUUAACUAUACUGUUCAACCUGAUCCUGAAGAUACUAAAACCCCAGACAC
Schistosoma bovis is the source of this 2145-nucleotide messenger RNA. Lineage: Eukaryota; Metazoa; Platyhelminthes; Trematoda; Strigeidida; Schistosomatidae. The record is from the annotation of a GenBank genome assembly.